CCCAAAAUUUUCCGAGAAAAAAUAAAAAAAUUAAAAAAAAAUCUUAUCAGCUACUGUCUUCACCAACGGAAACAAUUCACAGCUUUCCUUCGCUCUGUCCCUCCCCUAUCCAAUCCACAAAAAUUUUCUCGGCAUCCAAACAAUGAGAAAAGAACUCAAAGCGAAUCAGCAACAACACUAAACCAUUGAUAGCCUGAAAAACUAAAGCUUAAACCACAAAAAUGGUCAUCACAACCGCGAAAUUUUACGAAAUGCCACUCAGGAAUUCACUCCCGCUUGCUUCUCGCUCAUCGCCAUCCAUUAACAUCCUCUUCUCACCUCCAAAACCAUCCUCAUUCCACAUUCUUAGAACCUUCUCGUCUCUCAAAACCACCGAGCACAGCGAUAGAAGGAAUUCCAGAACCAAUCGCUUUCCAAACUCUUUGGAUGACCAAAACCCUAAACCCCUCUCUCACAAAACCCCCAAAUCUACAUCUGCUCCUUGGCUCAACAAAUGGCCCUCUCCGACCCCUCUGACCAAUCACAACUCCGUCGAAUCGAACGGCCGGGAAAAAAACGCCGGUGGGUAUGUCGGUAAGGACAGAGGGAAAAGCUCGAUUGAGAGAAUCGUGCUUCGGUUGAGGAAUUUAGGGUUGGGUUCCGACGAUGAAGAUGAAGAUGAAGAGGUGGAGGAUGGGGAUGAUAUUGGAUUGGACGGUCAGGAUUCAAUGCGGCCGACCGGUGAUGAGAAACUUGGGGACUUGUUGCAGAGGGAGUGGGUUCGGCCUGAUUAUGUAUUGGCAGAGGAGAAGAGUGAUGAUGAGAUGGCAUUGCCAUGGGAGAGAGAUGAUGGAGGUGGGAAUGGAGAAGAGGAGGUGAAGGGGAUGGGGAUGAGGAAGAGGAGGGUAAGGGCACCUACAUUGGCUGAGUUGACUGUUGAGGAUGAGGAGUUGAGGAGGUUGAGGAGGAUGGGAAUGUUUGUGAGAGAGAGGAUUAGUAUUCCGAAAGCCGGGCUCACGCAGGCCGUCCUUGAGAAGAUUCAUGAUAAAUGGAGGAAAGAGGAGUUGGUGAGGCUUAAGUUCCAUGAGGUUCUUGCUCAUGAUAUGAAGACUGCCCAUGAGAUUGUUGAGCGCCGAACAGGAGGGUUAGUUAUAUGGAGGUCAGGAAGUGUUAUGGUGGUUUACCGUGGGAGCAAGUAUGAAGGGCCAUCUAAAACCCAACCUAUUCAUAGGGAAAGAGAUGCUCUUUUUAUACCAGAUGUUUCUGCGGCUGAAGAUCCCUUACUAAGAAGUGGAACUGAUGCAACUUCAAAUCUAGAAAAGAGUGAGCCAGCUGCAAUUAACCCAUACCGAAAUCAGAACAUGACAGCAGAGGAAGCAGAGUUUAACAGCUUAUUGGAUGACUUAGGUCCACGUUUUGUUGAAUGGUGGGGUACAGGAGUACUCCCUGUUGAUGCUGAUUUACUUCCUCAAAAAGUUCCUGAUUAUAAGACACCUUUCAGACUUCUUCCUACUGGAAUGCGAUCACGGCUGACAAAUGGAGAGAUGACUAAUUUACGGAAAGUUGCUAAAUCAAUUCCUUGUCAUUUUGCCCUCGGGAGAAAUAGAAACCAUCAAGGCUUGGCAUGUGCUAUACUCAAGCUUUGGGAGAAAAGCUUAGUGGCGAAGAUUGCAGUAAAACGAGGUAUCCAGAAUACAAACAACAAACUUAUGGCUGAGGAGCUAAAGAUGUUGACAGGUGGUGUUUUAUUGCUUAGAAACAAAUAUUACAUUGUCAUAUACCGUGGAAAGGACUUUCUUCCAACUACGGUAGCGGCUGCUUUGGCUGAAAGACAGCAAUUGGCAAAACAAGUACAAGAUGUUGAAGAGAAAGUGCGGGUUCAAGAUGUUGAAGAAAAACUGCGGAAUGGAGUGGUAGAUGCAGUUCCAUCAAGUGAAGAGGGAGGACAGGCUCUUGCAGGUACAUUGGCUGAGUUUUAUGAGGCUCAAGCCAGAUGGGGAAGAGAAAUAACAGCUGAAGAACGUCAGAAGAUGAUUGAAGAAGAUUCCAUGGCUAAGAAUGUUAGGCGUGUCAAAAGAAUUGAGCAUAAACUAGCCAUUGCCCAAGCCAAAAAGCUUAGAGCAGAGAGACUCUUGGCUAAAAUAGAAGCAUCGAUGAUUCCUGCAGGUCCAGAUUAUGACCAAGAAACAAUCACCGAUGAGGAACGAGUUAUGUUUCGUAGAGUUGGUUUAAGAAUGAAAGCUUACUUGCCUCUUGGAAUCCGUGGUGUUUUUGAUGGUGUAAUUGAGAACAUGCAUUUGCAUUGGAAGCACAGAGAACUUGUCAAACUAAUCUCGAAACAGAAGACCCUUUCAUUUGUGGAAGAUACAGCUAGAUUAUUGGAAUAUGAGAGUGGUGGAAUACUAGUGGCAAUAGAAAGAGUUCCCAAGGGAUUUGCUCUUAUAUACUAUCGUGGAAAGAAUUAUCGGCGGCCCAUUAGCGUGAGGCCACGAAACCUUUUGACAAAGGCAAAAGCAUUAAAGCGUUCAGUGGCCAUGCAACGCCAUGAGGCUCUCAGUCAGCAUAUAUCUGAUCUGGAGAGUACCAUAGAGCAAAUGAGAAAUGAAAUUGGUGUUUCCCAAGAUGUAGAGGAGGAAAAUGUUGCAUGCUUGAAGGACCGCAAACAUAUAGAUGAUGCCUUAGAUUCCAUAACGGACGAGGAUGAAGCUUCCGACUUGGAUUCAGAUUAUAAUGAUAGUGAUGAAGAAAUUGAUUGGGAAGAUGAAGAGUAGAACUUUUCGUGUUUUGAAAAGCAUGAAGGAAGAAUUUUGGAAAAAGGAAGCGUGAGAUAAUUUUUGGAAAUGCCAUAUGAUUUUAGUUUAUAUUGGAUGGUGGCUUCCUUCUGAUUCGUGGUUUGAUGAGAUAGCUAUGACUAACCAUUUUGUGUGGAUUCAAGAAUGCUGUCUAAUUUUUUCGGAGGAUGGAGUCAGCAAGAAAAUAAACACCAAAAGGAAAUGCUGUAGUUGCAACUUAGAGUGCAAUUAUCAAAUUCGUUGGAUGUGUAAUUGUUAAAUUAAGUUGAGUAAAUAUUUGUAUUUUAGGUAGCAUUUUGUUUAUAUAGGAUUUGGCAUAUAGAAAAUUCCAAUUGCAUCAGUUUUUAACAUUAUUUUUCUUUUUACGAUUUUUAAUGUCCUCUUGGAAGCAAUGUAAACGACUGUAGUGAUGAGUCAACAAGGUUUUGUAUAUCCGGAAGUUGCAUUUUUACAUUCA
This is a messenger RNA of Ziziphus jujuba (common jujube), 3228 nucleotides long. RefSeq names its product CRM-domain containing factor CFM3, chloroplastic/mitochondrial. The transcript is spliced from 9 exons. The record is from RefSeq and is a predicted model, not a curated record. Lineage: Eukaryota; Viridiplantae; Streptophyta; Magnoliopsida; Rosales; Rhamnaceae. Gene Ontology annotation, molecular function: mRNA binding. Bases 222 to 2750 code for a protein of 842 amino acids. Gene Ontology annotation, biological process: RNA splicing, via transesterification reactions.